AUCCCUUGGAGAGAAAGAAGAAGAGCUAAGCAAUGAGAUUGAACAACUCUUAGCCAUGCUUCCGAAGGCGAAAAAUUGGAAUGGUGUUGAACUCUGUCAAUACCAAGGGUUCUGGUGUCAAUCUAAGUACCUUUGCGGCAUGAUCAGGUUUCAAAGACACUUCGAAGCUCAAGACAGUGACAUAAUAUUAACCACUUUUCCGAAAUGCGGCACCACUUGGCUCAAAGCCCUAAUUUUCACCAUUGCCAAUCGUUCCAAAUAUUCACUAAAGAAUAGCCCCUUGCUCUCUCAAGGCCCUCAUGAGUUGGUUCUUUAUCUUGAUUAUGAUCUUUUUAUGAGAGAUCCUCUUCCUGCUCUUGAAGACUUUCCUAAGCCAAGGAUUUUUGCGACACAUACCCCAUAUCCUUCACUUCCAAAUUCUAUUAAGAAUUCCAAUUGUCGCAUUGUUUACAUAUGUAGAAAUCCUUUGGACCAGUUUGUCUCCCAUUGGAAGUUCAUGGUGAGAGUGAGAGUUCGAAACACCGAGCCAAUUUCGAUUGACGAAGCUUUUGAGAUGGCUUGUCAAGGAAGGCAAGAAUUUGGCCCCAUUUGGGAACAGGUUUUGGCAUAUUGGAAGGCUAGCAAAGAAGAACCACACAAGGUAUUAUUCUUGAAAUAUGAAGAUUUGAAAGAGAACAACAAAUUUUAUGUAAAAAAAUUGGCCGAUUUCAUCGGAUAUCCGUUCACUGAAGAUGAAGAAAAGCAAGGAAAAAUAGAAGAAAUUUCCAAGUUCUGUAGCUUUGAUAACAUGAGCAAUUUGGAGGUGAACAAGAAUGGUGCACACCCCACUGGGCUUAAGAAUGAUAUCUUCUUUAGGAAAGGUUUGGUGGGAGAUUGGAAAAAUUAUUUGACAACUUCAAUGUCCGAACGUUUGGGGAAAAUAAUUGAAGAAAAAUUGAGUGGCUCGGGUUUAACCUUUAAGAAAACCUAGCUUUAAAAACCCUGGAAGAUCCAUAAGCUAUAGAAUCCAUAUUGUUGCAUCAGAUAGCUUUGCUUUGUUAUGGUUGUGUGCUGCUUUCUCUUUGAUGUGAUGAAGUGUGAAUAAAUUUGAUGUAGAUAAUCUUAUUUUGUACCCAAAAUGUAUU
Molecule: messenger RNA, 1124 nt
Organism: Pistacia vera
Lineage: Eukaryota; Viridiplantae; Streptophyta; Magnoliopsida; Sapindales; Anacardiaceae
Product: cytosolic sulfotransferase 15-like
Exons: 1
Coding region: 56-970 (304 amino acids)
Biological process (GO): sulfation
Cellular component (GO): cytoplasm
Molecular function (GO): sulfotransferase activity
Source: RefSeq, a predicted model, not a curated record